Molecule: messenger RNA, 7199 nt
Organism: Anas platyrhynchos (mallard)
Lineage: Eukaryota; Metazoa; Chordata; Aves; Anseriformes; Anatidae
Gene: GLT1D1
Product: glycosyltransferase 1 domain containing 1
Molecular function (GO): glycosyltransferase activity
Source: RefSeq, a predicted model, not a curated record
AACCAUUCUACACUCCCCUCUGUGCAUCUGUAACCGGGUUCUGCCCGCUGUACCAACACUGCAGCUCCUCACCAGACCCUUCCCCGGGCCUUACAGCCUUCCUGACACUAAGCGCGGUUUUUAACCUGGGGGACCUGGAGACAUAGCCACCCACAGCCCACCCGAGGGCCACUGCCUCCUCAGGGACCGCCCGUGGCCCUGCCGGCUGUGCCGGCCGCUCCGCGCUGUUCCCGGGCCCGCCGGCAGGUGAGGGAGACACCGACUGAAGUGGCUGCUGGCCGGCCUGACGGGAGAUGCAGCUAUGAGACUGCUCUUGCUGGCGUGCCUCCGAGCGCAGACCGGCAACGCGACCACGGCGGACAGGAUACACUUCAGACAUGCCGUGUUUGGAGCUGCAGAAGAGUUUCUUCAUAUGAGGACCUGUGAACUGCAGCUUCUUCCGGAAAGAAGCCUUCUAAGUCAGCAUAAGAGUCAUCUACAUGCUGCAGGUCAUAUCUGUGUUCUUAAAGAUGUUUUCAGGUAUGAAAGUCCAACUGAAAUAGCAAAUCUAACCUCUGCAGAUAAGUUUGAUGCAGCCCUGGCCAUUCAUCUUUAUAAAGGAGGCAGACUUCUGCAAGGUAGCAGAAUUCCUUUUGGAAUCAUCUUUGGAGGGACAGAUAUAAAUGAAGAUAUCAAAUAUGAAGAGAAACGUCGGAUAAUGGGGGAAGUGCUAAGGGAAGCCAGGUUUGCAGUGGCUUUCACGAUGAAAAUGAAGGAACUGGCAGCAGCGGAGUGGCCAGAUACUUGGAAGAAAAUAUAUGUCCAAACUCAAGGAAUCAAGACUACACCCAGUGAAACAUUUGACUGGUGUAGAUUUCUACAAAAUGCAGAUAUUCCUACAGAUAGAGACAAUUUACACGUGUUUCUUUUGAUAUGUGGACUUCGGAGAGUCAAAGACCCUCUGUAUUUAGUAGAUGUAUUUUCAGAUUGGCACAGAAAGGAUCCCAGUGUCCAUCUGGGCAUAAUUGGACCUGCAGUUGAUCCACUUUUUACAAAUGAAGUUAAAGAAAAAGUUAAGAGGGCACCUGGAAUACAUUUAUUACAGGAGAUGCCACAGGAUGAUCUUCAUGCUGCUAUGAAAAGGUGCUUUGCUGUGGUGAACAGCUCAAUUUCAGAGGGGAUGUCUGCUGCAAUCCUGGAGGCAAUGGAUUUAGAUAUUCCAGUGCUGGCAAGGAACAUUCCUGGGAAUGCAGCAAUAAUAAAACAUAAGGAUACAGGACUACUAUUUUCAGAUCCCCAGAACCUGCCAAAUUUUGCCAACAGGCAGCUCCCCAGCAGGACUGGGUCACCUGAGCCAGCUCGGAUGGGGGAUGCACUUUGCCACAGGAGCCCAGAGCAGUGCCGAGAGGUGGGAGCUGUAGACAUGCCCAUGGACAGACAGGAAAAACCAUUAAUGAAGUGGGACGCUCAUUGAAAGCAGAAAUAAGAGGUGUAUAAUCAACUCUUUUUUUUUUUUUUCUGUUAAGCAAGGGAAACUCAAAGGAAUUGUUACUGAUGUCUUUCAAGAAUCUUGCAUUUGUUUUGAGGACAAGGAAAACAGCAUUUCUCAGAACCAUAACUCUCUUCUCUGGCAGGUAUCUUUACUCUGCAAAACAAGGGCAUUUUAGUUUAGUUUAGUUUAGUUUAGUUUAUAUUUUAUUUUAUUUUUUUUCCCUCCUUCACUCCUUAAAAGAAUGGUGCCUUUUAGACUGUUCUGUGAGGCUGGGAUCUUCUAAUGACUGAUGUCUACACAUGGCUUUUCAGGUCAUUGCAACAGCUCCAGCCUGCUAAUAUUGUUGUAGCUCUUGCUAAAGUUUUGCCAGUGCAAUGUGACAUCACUCCAAAUGUCAUGUCAGGGGACAACAGAGCUGGCUGGGGGGCUGAACUAUUGAGUGGAAGGGAACAUAUCAUGCAGCAAGUGAUUCACUGGACUUGAAUAAAUCCUCUGGUCCUCGGCUGUGAUCACUCUGCAGCCAAGUGAGCAGCAGUGCUGUGACUGCUGGGGCUGAAUGCAAACACUUGUUCAUAAGGCCUGGGCUGAGACCAGCUGCUUUCCUCCCAUUUAAACAAAUUCAGCAUACAGGAUCCCAACUUCAGCAGGCUUUAAAUGGAAGGACCACUGUAAGGGACUUGGUUGUGAUGUUACAUUCCUUCCUCGUGCUGAUAACAGCUAUAAAGUUAAAUCCCAUAUUUAAACAGGGAAAAUGGACCAUCAGGUCUGUAGCUCUUGAGCAGCAGUCAUUAAUUCCUGUGUAUGGCUCCUAUUUCUGUGUCUUGUUUAAAAUUCUCCAGUCCCAGACAGUUACUUGAACCAGUACAUUAAAAGCCAUGUAAUGGAGAUGUGGCGAGGUUCAGCUGGCAUAUGUAGAGUCAACAAGCAGCUCAAGACAAAAUGGGAAUGUUUCAUGCAAUCCUGACCAAUCUUAGAAGAGGCCAAAUUCCUGAAUAUGAACUUUGGAGGCAAAGAAGGGAAGAGGUGAUAUGCCUGAGCCAGUCUGGCAAGAGCAGACAAUGUCAGAUUGCAAAUGGUGCCGGUGAUGGACACACACAGCAGCACAGCUGGAGAGAGAAAGCACCAACAAGCACUUAUUCUGCUUGUAGAGACACAAAUGGAGGUACUCGUGGACCCAUGGAAGAGAUAUGAAGCCUCAGCAAGGGAAUUUCUGCACAAAGACAAAUAGUCAGGAACCAAUUUACUUUAAACUACUUUAUGGUUGGCAAGAUUAAUCUCACCUUCAUGCGAGUGUCUCAUGAAUACAGAAAACUAUUUAUUUGGAUUUCCAUUAUGGUCAGCGGAGUUGUCCAGGCCUCAUCGAAAGCAUAGUUCAUCAAAGCAACCUCAGGUGAGGAGAAGCCACCAAGGAAAGGUAUUUGUCUCCAUCAGAAGGAGGGAGAGACCUCUCCAACACGCAGCUUGCAUUUUUCCCCUUAGCAGUAUUUUGUUUCUUCCUUGCUCAUUUUUCAGUAUUUCGAUACAUUUAAAGCCACUACUAAAAUGCAUCAUUUUUACUGUAACAUUAGGGGACAAAUUUUAUUCUGAUUGGCUUAUAAAUAUUAACAACUGGUAACUUUCUUGUAAUUGGAGAAAAGUUUGUUUCCUGAAUCACAGCAAGCCAGGUUUCAGCUUUAAGCAGACAAUAUAAUGGCUUGACCUCAAAUCCCACAGAAACCUGUGUCCAUCCUUAGGUUUGCACAGGGCAGGUAUGUAACAGCACAUUUUGACUGGGAUCUUGCUAAGGUGUCACACUGGGUCACUAGAUGCAAACUGCAUUCCUGAUCCUCCACAGUUAUCACACCAGCAAAUAAUAUGGGCAUGCAAGGAUUUCCAUUAAUAUGGCUUGAUACUGGAAGAUAUCCAGGAAGACAGAAAUUUAAUCAUGGGAAGCAAGAAAAGAAUGAAGGCCUGGAGAUGAAGUAUGCACCCUAUUCUCCCCAGCAUCUUCCUAGUUUUGCCUGUAAAUGCAUGUUUCCCUGUUCCCAUCUAUUUUUGGAAAGUCCCCCAGAGCACUAUAAUUAUCUCCAUCAGCGAUGUCAGAAGAGUUUACAGCUGAAGUAGAUGUCUGCUCAGAACAGAAAAAUCAGGUACAUCCUCAUGUGCAUUAGGGAGGUAUAAAAAUCAAGCUGCUGCACAGUUUUUAGUGGAAGAUCAAGUAGUCUGGCUGUGCUAUUUGUAGAGAUUUGUGGGGCAUAUCUGAUUUAAAAAAAAAAAAAAGAGUAAUAUUAUCCUUCCAGGCUUUAACUUCAAGCCAUGUGGAUUGAGUAAAUACAAUGCUCAAUUAAUGCCACCACAAUAAUGAGGAUACCCUGGUGAUUCUUUCUCUUUGUUUAUUGCUGGUUUUUCUGCACCACUUCCAAGGGUUCUAAUCUCUCUGCCUACUAGUCUGAAAUAAGUGAGGAUGUACUUUUAAAAAGAAAAGUCUGAUUUUGCUAUGAUGAUGUUAAAAUUCAGUUAUGUUAGGUUUUAUGUGUGACUGAGUAUCUAUAUACACAAGUGAAAGCUACAUUCUCAACAUGUGUAAACUGCCAGUAUCUUGUUAAUAAAUUUUAAAACAAACUAACUAAAACAUUACUGAAGAGGAUAAGCCUUGCUAAGACAUUCUACAUCUUGCAAGCAAGUUAGUACCAAAGCCAGUGAAUUCAUGUUGGGGGAAUACAGAGUCACAAACAGAUGCCAGGCUGCAAGCAGCUUCAGCAGGUAUCAUCACAUCAAGGUGCCAGGGCCUGAUUUUCAGUGGUAUCAUGAACUUUUAUCUAAUUUUAUUAAGUCUAUUGUCUGCUCGAUGUGCCUCUGAAAUUAGACAUUGUGUCAUAAACCAGGAGCUCAACAUUAACUACUACUUUAAAACUGAUGAUUUUAAUUAUUCCAUCUAUUUAGCUUCCCAUCUUUUUUAUUUAUUUAAAUUUUUUUCAGGACAACAGCAAAUUUAGAGAGAUCUGGAUUUUGCAGAAAAGAGUUAUAAUGACAAGUACUUUUUCAUUUAUUUGUGACAACAUGUUACCCCCAGAAGGGAUCUAUCCCUGACAUCGGAUGCAAAGACUUCCUCUGUGAAGUGGGAGAUAACUGUGGACUGAUACAAAAGCGGCAAACACCCGUUCACAGAAGAAGAUUAAUACCCUAAGCCGACAAAUGAUUUCCAUUGUGUAUAUAUGCAACUGCAUGAGCAAAAUACCCAUGUUUAUUGCAUAAUCUAUUGCAUGUUAUACUCCAUUAUUUUUGAAUACAAUAGUUCUUUUGGCAUCAGUACUAAAUGAAUGGCAAGUUCAUUUUGUCUGAAAGGCUAAACAAACAAGCACUAACAAUGAAAAUAAAUCAAAUUGCUGCAGUACUUUCAAGUAGCUGGUAAAAAUAAUAUUUUACUCAAAUAACUCAGCUGUAACCACCAUGAACUACUGGGAAGGUUAAGGUUGUGGCUCAGUAUUCUAGUGAGAAUACACACAGAAUUAUUCAAAAUAUACAAUUUCAUCCCCACUGCUUGACUGGGAUUACAAGCAGGAGGUGGGAGUCUGAGUUUCUCUCCCUACUACCAAGUUGAAUCUACCAAGUUAAAUCUACCAACACAAUAACAGUAAAUGGAGUAUUCUGAAAGAUAAGUCAUUUGGCAAAAUAAAAAUAAAAUAAAAAAAAAAUAAAAUGCUACAUGUAUAUAAAAACAAUGACAGUCAGGCUGGCCUGGUUUACUCUAAAAUAAAGCCACUGAGAAAGAAAAUCCACAUUUAACACUCUGGACUACUGUUUGUGAGCAUGGAGUGCCUGGUGUGGUCAAAGCCCACCUAGGAGGUGGCUGCCCCUAUUUCAUGGCAACACUGUGAGUCAAGAGGAACUGGAAAAGUCUGAGCUGCUCACAUACAAUGAUGCUGAAAAAACAAUGUGAAUGUCAACAGGUAAUGCCAUUCGGAUGUGCUCUGGCGGAGCUAAAAUUAGAAUUCAGUUCUGAAGGAUUUAGCUGUCACUGAAGUCUGAGGAAAUCAUAGCACAGUGAGCUCUGUGCCAGGCCUUUUUAUGGGCAGUGAGCAAUACUCAGGUGGAAACAGUUAACUCCAUUAACCUCAGUGAAAUGAGAAAUGACUGCAGUCCAUGCACUUACAUGAAAUUAAGACCAGUUGUUAGCGUGCAUGAUAUAGUUAGAUAUAGCAUAGUUCCUAUUAAAAGCAAUUAGAGCUGAGUAAGAGCUGAAAACAUUUUUUUAUUAUUAUUUUUAUUAUUAUUUUUUAUUUUUUUCUGAAGAGAUCCUUGCCCAGAGACUGCCAGAUUACUUUUUUAGGACCAAAAGAAAGCACCACCUAAUUUAGCCUCCUGCAAUGCAGACCAUCUGGCUUCUAAUGUCCAGCCCAGUGGCAGUGCCCAAAACAGAGCAUGAUUUUGAGAAAAACAUCAAAAAAAAUGUGAGCAGUAAACCUGUUGCAACCCUUGGUGGCUUGUUCCCUCACUAUAAUAAAUGUAUUUCUGGUCAGAAUUUGUAUAGCUACAGCUUCAUAUCCUGGUGCCCUGAUGCCGGUCUUUGCCUAUGGAUUAAAGAGACUGUUCAAAUUUAUGUCCACCAUGUAAGUACUUACGUGUUGAGAUCAAAGCACUGCAUAAGCUCCCUUUAACAGAUGACAUGGACUGAGCCCUCAGACUCUCUCUCUCUGAGAUGCUUUCUAAUCUUUUAAUCAUUCCCCUGUCUGAAUCCUUCCCAGCUCCUCACCCCGUGUGAUUUGAGAGCCUGGCUGGAGGCAGCAGCCUCCAGGACAGAAGAAGGUACAGCCUGUGCUUCCAGAAAGGCCUCACCUCUGUGUGCUGCUGCCCAGAGCACAUCAGAGGCUAAAACUUCAUUACAACCACAAUGACCAGACUGGUCUGCUUAGGACUGGCCCUAAGGUGAGCAGCUUCAGCCAUUAUACAAUCUUGGCCUGCACACUCCCCAGCUCGAUGUCCAAGCUGCAGCAUAGGCCCAUGGCCCUGCUUUAGCUUGCCAUGGAGCUGCAGCCCAGAGACUAGGGGAAUUAAUGCUCCAACAGGCUUUGGGAGCACAAAACCUAUCAGUCUGUGAUGGAUAUUCCCCAAAUCAAACUGCCUUAUGACUGAAAAAGGCAUUUGCAAUUGGAAUUGCAGGGAGCUGUGGCUGAAGGAUUAUGCCAGCCACCAUACAGCUUGCAGGGCCUUAAAAAAAUUAGUUAUUCUGUGAUAAUCUUGUAUACACUAAAAGUUAUAAAAUAGUGUGUCACUAGACUAAUUAAAAAUAAUUGUUGCCACAGGAAAACUCUCUGUGGAACAUCACUCUGUUGUGAUGGGAAAGUUUCCAUGACUGAUAAAUCUAGAGAGGGCUUCUGUCCCAUGAACCUCUGCUUUCUAGUAAGACAUUUAAUUGACUUCUACAUAAAGAUUAGGAAUAACUCAAAACCUGUUUUAUGCUGCAGCCAGUCAAGUGUUCCUUUUCUAUCUUCCAUGCCAAGUAUUUGAAUGUCAAUCUAUUAACACAGCUAACUGCCCACUGGAAAAAGGGCUGCCUUGGGAGGCUGAGCCUAUAGAAAGCCUUCCUUAUUAGCCUUUCCCUAGUCUCUCUUUGGUAAUUUAAACUGAAGUAAACAAACAUGCAAAUGAUAAUUCACCACCAACAAACAAACAAACGAACAAAAAGAGAAAAACAAUUUUAGUAAACCACUUUUAUUAUUUCCACCAGAAAAAAAAAAAAAAUCAAUUU